Molecule: messenger RNA, 949 nt
Organism: Vanessa atalanta (red admiral)
Lineage: Eukaryota; Metazoa; Arthropoda; Insecta; Lepidoptera; Nymphalidae
Product: dynein light chain roadblock-type 2-like
Exons: 4
Coding region: 100-393 (97 amino acids)
Biological process (GO): microtubule-based movement
Cellular component (GO): cytoplasmic dynein complex; cytoplasm; centrosome
Molecular function (GO): dynein intermediate chain binding
Source: RefSeq, a predicted model, not a curated record
GACCGUCUGUCAAGCAAGUGACAGUUGUUGUCGUUGUCUCGCCUCUCGCAUCAAAUUGCAAACAUAACUUUUUAGCUUUACUGAAAACGAUAUUUAAAAAUGGCGACAGAAGUAGAGGAAACUAUCAAAAGAAUUCAAGCCCACAAAGGUGUAAUCGGUGUCGUCAUCGUAAAUCACGAAGGCAUUCCAAUUAAGAGUUCUUUGGAUAACGCGACUUCUGUUCUAUAUGCUGGAUUGAUCGGUCAACUUACAGAAAAAGCUAAAAAUGUUGUCCGUGAAAUGGAUUCUACAAAUGAGCUUACAUUUUUAAGAGCGAGAAGUAGAAGGCACGAGAUAUUGAUUGCACCGGAUCGGGAAUUCAUAUUAAUAGUCAUUCAGAACACAUCAGACUAGUCUGUUUAUUUAUAAGAUCAAUUAAGCUUAAAUGUAAUUUUCUUCGCAAUUAUAGUAUUGCACCAACAUUCUGAAGCCACAGAACAAUGUCUCUUGUCUGACCACUUGAUAUUACCUUGGGAUACUUAUUUGUUUGUAGUCCAUUAUAGUGCAACACUAACUACUUCUUGUGGCUUUACCUUCAGUAAUUGAGUAUGCUAUGCUUUUAAUAUGUAUAUCUCAAUAGCCAUGAUGCUCCGAAAGAUCAGUGCUAUUUAAAAUUAAAUUUGGUACAGUGAAAUUUUAAGCAUAUAUUGUUACUUGAUAAAUAAUUUAAAAAAUAUAUCUUUUCUGUGCAUUUUUGUGCAGACAACAUUGCUUUUUUUUUUAAUUACCUUGUUCUCAAAACUGAAGUGGGAAAACAGAUGAAUUUAUGUUUUUAAACUGGGCAUUAUAAUAUUUUUGUGAAUAAAGAUAUUGUAUAAUGUAUAUUAUUUAAAAAGUAAUCGAUCUUCGGUUUUAUAUUCCCAUUGAGAUUUGUAUAGAAAUUUUCAUAUUCAUUUAUUUAUGUUCUCAU